Molecule: messenger RNA, 4493 nt
Organism: Sinocyclocheilus grahami
Lineage: Eukaryota; Metazoa; Chordata; Actinopteri; Cypriniformes; Cyprinidae
Product: NACHT, LRR and PYD domains-containing protein 12-like
Exons: 15
Coding region: 4-4461 (1485 amino acids)
Molecular function (GO): protein binding
Source: RefSeq, a predicted model, not a curated record
CAGAUGAAAGUAUUCAUUCCAGAGACGCCAUUGCGGAGGAUUCUAAAUCUAACAAAUGCCUUCACAUGUCACGGCCUGAAAUCAAGUCUCUCAUCUAGGAAAAAAAGAGAAGCAGAACAGCCUAUAAAGUGUGUGUGCAUUCGGAGAGAGGAGGAGAAACCUGCUUAUAAAAUGAGUGUAAACAGGAGGGCUCCUGUUUACACUCAGAGAGCAGCAUCUCCAGGAUUCAGCUGUGUGUCUAUGAGGAGUAACAACUCCAUGAUUCUGCCCCCUUAUCUCAGUGAUGUUGACGCUCAGAGAGCAGCAUCUUCAGGAUUCAGCUGUGUGUCUAUGAAGAGUAACAACUCCAUGAUUCUGCCCCCUUAUCUCAAUGAUGUUGACGCUCAGAGAGCAGCAUCUUCAGGAUUCAGCUGUGUGUCUAUGAAGAGUAACAACUCCAUGAUUCAGCCCCCUCAUCUCAGUGAUGGACCUGCUGUGACUUUUGACCCUGUUAUCAUCAGCAGGAAGAGAAAGAGAGCAGCUUCUCCACUACAGCCCCCUGAUCUCAGUGAUGAAUCAGUGCUCUUUGAUCCUGUUGGUGGGAGAGCUGACCAGAUCAGAUAUGUGUCCUGUCCGUCCAGCACAUCCUCCUACAGUCAGAACCACUUCAGUCAUCAUGACACAGAAGCAGCUCUGCAGCUUUCUCACCAACCAGUGCAUGAUUAUCUGCAGAGAGUCAAAGACCAGCACAAAACCAGCAUGAAGAGCAAGUAUGAGAGCUUAUUUGAGGGAAUCAAACUACAAGAGAAUCAAACUCUCCUGAACAGGAUUUACACACAGCUGUACAUCAUAGAGGGAGAGAGUGAAGGAGUGAAUGAAGAACAUGAGGUGCUGCAGAUGGAGAAAAGUUACAGGACACUCCAAGAUACUCCAAUCAACUGCAAUGACAUCUUUAAUCCUUUACCUGAACCAGGAUAUGAGGAGAACAGAAGAGAGAAGAAAGACAAAAUAAAGACGGUUCUUACUAAAGGCAUCGCUGGAAUUGGAAAAACCGUCUCUGUGCAGAAGUUCAUUCUGGACUGGGCCGAGGGAAAAGCCAAUCAGGAUGUAGAUUUCAUGUUUGUGCUUACAUUUCGAGAGCUGAACUUGAUUAAAGAUCAUCAGUACAGUCUUCACAGACUUCUGCUUGACUUUGAUCCUGAACUUCAAGAUCUGGACUCAAAGAUUUAUGAUAAAUGUAAAGCUGUGUUCAUCUUUGAUGGUCUGGAUGAAAGCAGAAUUACACUGAUGUUUUCAGAAAGUCAGAAAGUUUCUGAUGUGACUCAGAUUUCAUCAGUGGGUCUGUUGAUGUCAAACCUCAUGAGAGGAGAUCUGCUUCCCUCUGCUCUCAUCUGGAUCACCACCAGACCAGCAGCAGCCAAUCAGAUCCCCUCCAACUACAUCAACCGUGUGACAGAGAUUCAGGGAUUCAAUGACCCUCAGAAGGAGGAAUAUUUCAGGAAGAGAAUCAGUGACGAGCAUCAAGCCAGCAGAAUCAUCUCACACAUCAGAAGAGCAAGAAGCCUCCACAUCAUGUGCCACAUACCCGUCUUCUGCUGGAUCUCAUCCACUGUGCUUCAAAACCUCCUGAAACAAGAUCUCAGUGCAGAAAUCCCUCAAACUCUGACUGAAAUGUACAUCUACUUCCUGCUCAUUCAAACAAAUAUGAGGAACCAGAAGUAUGAAGAGAGAGCUCCAGAGAAACUCCUGCAGUCCAGCAGAGAAGUGAUUGUGAAACUUGCUGAACUGGCUUUCAAUCAGCUGAUGAAGGGCAAUGUGAUGUUUUAUGAGGAGGACCUGAGAGAGAGCGCCAUAGACGUCACUGACGCCUCAGUGUAUUCUGGGAUUUGCACUGAGAUCUUUAGGGAGGAAUCUGUGAUUUAUCACAGGAAGGUUUACAGUUUUGUACAUCUAAGCUUUCAGGAGUUUUUUGCAGCACUGUAUGUGUUUUACUGCUAUUUACACAAGAACAGUGAGAUUCUGAAAAUGUUCCUGUCAGGAAAGUGUGAGAAUGCUACUCUGGAUGUGCUUCUGAAGGGAACAAUGAAUAAAGCAUUGGCCAGUAAUAAUGGACACCUGGAUCUUUUCCUUCGAUUUCUUCAUGGCAUCUCACUGGAGUCCAAUCAGAGACUCUUACAGGAUGCACUGAUACACACAGAGAACAACCCAGAGAGCAUCAAGAACAUAAUCCAAAACCUCAAACGAGGUCAAAAAAACGAUGUCAGUCCUGAAAGAUGGAUGAAUCUGUCACACUGCUUGAUUGAGAUGAAAGAUAAUUCUGUUGUUAAAGAAAUGCAGGCAUUUUUAAACUCUAAAACAAAAAGAAAAAAGCUUUCUCUUGCACAAUGUUCAACUUUGGCAAACAUAAUCCUGAUGUCAGAGGAGGUGCUGGAAGAGUUUGAUCUUAAACAGUACAAUAUCAACACUAGAGAGGGUCGAUGGAGACUGUUACCUGCUGUGAGGAACUGCAGAAAAGCUUUAUUGACAGGCUGUAAUCUCACUGGUCAGCAGUGUGAAAUUGUGGCUUCAGCUCUACAAUCAUCUAACUCCCCCCUGAGAGAGCUGGACCUGAGUAACAAUCAUCUGCAGGAUUCGGGAGGGAAACUGCUUGCUGCUGGACUGAAAAGUCCAAACUGUCAACUCAACAUACUCAGAUUGUCUGGCUGUUUGGUGAAAAAGGAAGGUUGUGCUGCUUUGGCAUCAGCUCUGAGUUCAAACCUUUCACACCUGAGAGAGCUGGACCUGAGUAACAAUCAUCUGCAGGAUUCAGGAGGAAAGCUGCUCGCUGCUGGACUGAAGAGUCCAAAUUGUCAACUCAACAUACUCGGAUUAUCUGGCUGUUUGGUGAAAGAGGAAGGUUGUGCUGCUUUGGCAUCAGCUCUGAGUUCAAACCUUUCACACCUGAGAGAGCUGGACCUGAGUAACAAUCAUCUGCAGGAUUCAGGAGUAAAGCUGCUCGCUGCUGGACUGAAGAGUCCAAAUCAACUCAACAUACUGAGAUUGUCUGGCUGUUUUGUGAAAGAGGAAGGUUGUGCUGCUUUGGCAUCAGCUCUGAGUUCAAACCUUUCACACCUGAGAGAGCUGGACCUGAGUAACAAUCAUCUGCAGGAUUCAGGAGUAAAGCUGCUCGCUGCUGGACUGAAGAGUCCAAAUCAACUCAACAUACUGAGAUUAUCUGGCUGUUUGGUGAAAGAGGAAGGUUGUGCUGCUCUGGCAUCAGCUCUGAGUUCAAACCUUUCACACCUGAGAGAGCUGGACCUGAGUAACAAUCAUCUGCAGGAUUCAGGAGUAAAGCUGCUCGCUGCUGGACUGAAGAGUCCAAAUCAACUCAACAUACUGAGAUUAUCUGGCUGUUUGGUGAAAGAGGAAGGUUGUGCUGCUCUGGCAUCAGCUCUGAGUUCAAACCUUUCACACCUGAGAGAGCUGGACCUGAGUAACAAUCAUCUGCAGGAUUCAGGAGUAAAGCUGCUCGCUGCUGGACUGAAGAGUCCAAAUCAACUCAACAUACUGAGAUUGUCUGGCUGUUUUGUGAAAGAGGAAGGUUGUGCUGCUUUGGCAUCAGCUCUGAGUUCAAACCUUUCACACCUGAGAGAGCUGGACCUGAGUAACAAUCAUCUGCAGGAUUCAGGAGUAAAGCUGCUCGCUGCUGGACUGAAGAGUCCUAACUGUCAACUCAACAUACUGAGAUUAUCUUACUGUAUGGUGACAGAGGAAGGUUGUGCUGCUCUGGCAUCAGCUCUGAGUUCAAACCCCUCACACCUGAGAGAGCUGGACCUGAGCUACAACCACCCAGGAGAUUCAGGAGUGAAGCUGCUCUCUCAUACAUUCAAACAUCUGGACAAACUCAAUGUGGAUCAUGGAGGAGAGUUCAGGAUCACAGCAGGACUCCACAAAUACGCCUGUGAUCUCACACUGGAUCCAAACACAGCACACACUCGACUCGUUCUGUCUGAGGAGAACAGAAAGGUGACGCGUGUCUCUGAGGAGCAGUUAUAUCCUGAUCAUCCGGACAGAUUUGAUGAGUAUAAUCCUCAGGUUCUGUGUUCAGAGAGGCUGACUGGACGCUGUUACUGGGAGACUGAAUGGAGUGGAGCUGGAGAUGUUUAUAUAUCAGUGGCUUAUAAAGAAAUCAAGAGGAAAGGAAGGAGUAAAGACUGUUUGUUUGGAUAUAAUGUGAACUCCUGGAGUCUGAUCUGCUCUAAUCACAGCUUCACUGUCCUUCACAAUCGUAAGAGAACUGUGAUCUCUGCUGCUUCAGACUCCUGUAAGAGAGUAGCAGUGUUUCUGGACGAACCGAGCGGCUCUCUGUCCUUCUACAGCGUCUCUGACACACACACACUCACACACUUACACACAUUCACACACACAUUCACUCAACCUCUACACGCUGGAUUUUACCUUAAUUACAACUCUUCAGUGUCUCUGUGUCACAUUAAACACUAAACACACACACACACACUCACACACUCACACAC